Sarcophilus harrisii (Tasmanian devil) is the source of this 1586-nucleotide messenger RNA. RefSeq names its product cytochrome c-type heme lyase-like. The record is from RefSeq and is a predicted model, not a curated record. The transcript has 2 exons. NCBI's taxonomy places the organism in Eukaryota, Metazoa, Chordata, Mammalia, Dasyuromorphia, Dasyuridae. Gene Ontology annotation, cellular component: mitochondrion. Gene Ontology annotation, molecular function: holocytochrome-c synthase activity. Bases 357 to 1259 code for a protein of 300 amino acids. Gene Ontology annotation, biological process: cytochrome c-heme linkage.
UUUUUUUUUCUGGGAAGCAGCUUCUUUGUCCAUGAAAGAAAGUGUUUGGACUGAGCCGACCUUGAGAUCCCUGCUCUACCACAUCACCUGAAAUUGCCUCUCUAACUUGUUUAAAGUCAGUGUGGUCUUUGAGCAGCUUCUCUCUACAAAUCACAAUUGCUUCACAGAGUGACAGUGGUUGUUUUCUUGUAUUUAUCAAGGAAAAAAAGUGUAAUAGCUGGUGACCCUACAAGAGUGCCCCUUUGGCAACUGCUAGCAAGGCAAAGAGAUGACUGAGAAAGUCAGAAUUUUUGUAAAGACAUCCUUGGGUAUGGAAUGACUAAUCACUCAGGGUCUAUUCUUGAUUGGACCUAGUAAUGUUGAAGCAGGAAGGUACUUUCCUGGUCUUGUUAAAAUGGGCAGAGUACAGGGAAAAUCAGGAGAAGGGAAGAGCGCGCACGGGAGCGGGCUCGGGGUCAACAAGGACAUUGGGCUCCAGCUCCUGCGGCCCACUAGGCCCGGACAGAUGUAGAAUUGUUUUUCAAAAGUUGAUUCAGACUAUGGGUACGUCCACAUCCACUCCUGCUGUGGAGGUGCAGGUCUCCCCUGCUUCAGAGCAUGAAGCCGGUUCUCCACCUUCAGGAUGCCCGAUGCACCAAAAAAAAGAAACAGGUUGUCCAUUAAAUAUAAAUUCAUCUGACAAAACUUGUGAAAGUCAAUCGAAUUCAGUACCUGCACAUCAAGAUCGAGCAUAUGAAUAUGUGGAAUGUCCUGUAUCAUCAGCUGCCUAUCAAAAUAAAGAUAAUAUAGAUCCUUCAAACAUGAUGCCGCCGCCUAAUCAGACUCCAGCACCUGGUCAGCCAUUUGCAUUGUCAACUGUUAGGGAAGAAUCAUCAAUUCCUAGGGCAGAUUCAGAUAAAAAGUGGGUUUACCCUUCUGAACAGAUGUUUUGGAAUGCCAUGUUAAGAAAAGGAUGGAAGUGGAAAGAUGAUGACAUUAGUCAGAAAGAUAUGUAUAAUAUUAUUAAGAUUCACAAUCAGAAUAAUGAACAGGCUUGGAAGGAGAUUUUGAAGUGGGAAGCUCUUCAUGCCACUGAGUGUCCAUGUGGGCCAACACUGAUCCGAUUUGGAGGUAAAGCUAAGGACUAUUCACCAAGAGCCAGAAUUCGCUCAUGGAUGGGAUAUGAAUUACCUUUUGACAGACAUGACUGGAUUGUUAAUCGUUGUGGAACAGAAGUUAGAUAUGUUAUUGAUUAUUAUGAUGGUGGAGAAGUAAAAUAAGGACUAUCAGUUUACCAUCUUGGACGUCCGUCCUGCUUUUGAUUCUCUUACAGCUGUUUGGGACAGAAUGAAAGUGGCAUGGUGGCGCUGGACUUCAUAACCAUUGUUUCAUUUUAUUUCAAAAAAGAAAACUGUUAUUUCCUUUAAAGAGACACAUUAAACUAUUUUCUCAAUUUAAAAAAUAAAAUAAAAUGGGCAGAGUAGCUACAUACCCAAGCACCUUGUAGUGUGCUCAUCUCUAAGGCAAAGUAGCCUAUCAGUCAUUCAUUCAUUCGUAGAAAGAAAGCUAGUAAGAUCAUCCAUUCCCCAUUUUACUUUUUUCUUUUU